Rhinolophus ferrumequinum (greater horseshoe bat) is the source of this 546-nucleotide messenger RNA. RefSeq names its product olfactory receptor 7A17-like. NCBI's taxonomy places the organism in Eukaryota, Metazoa, Chordata, Mammalia, Chiroptera, Rhinolophidae. The record is from RefSeq and is a predicted model, not a curated record. Gene Ontology annotation, molecular function: olfactory receptor activity; G protein-coupled receptor activity. Gene Ontology annotation, cellular component: membrane. Bases 1 to 546 code for a protein of 181 amino acids. Gene Ontology annotation, biological process: G protein-coupled receptor signaling pathway. The transcript has 2 exons.
AUGUACCUGAUCACUGUGUUUGGAAACCUGCUCAUCAUCCUGGCCGUCAGCUCAGACUCCCACCUGCACACGCCCAUGUACUUCUUCCUCUCCAACCUGUCCUUUGUGGACAUCUGUUUCACCUCCACCACCGUCCCCAAGAUGCUGGUGAACAUCCAGACACAGAGCAAAGUCAUAACCUAUGAAGGCUGCAUCACACAGAUGUACUUUUUCCUACUCUUUGGCAUGUUGGAUGUCAAUCUCCUGACCGUGAUGGCGUAUGACCGCUUCGUGGCCAUCUGUCACCCCCUGCACUACACAGUCAUCAUGCACCCCCGCCUCUGUGGACAGUUGGUUCUGUUGUGCUGGAUCAUGAUUGUCUCCUUAUUUUAUGUAACAAGCCUGGGAGUGUACCUCAGCUCUCCUGCUACCCACAAUGCACGCUCUAGUGCUACAGCCUCGGUCCUGUACACAGUGGUCACCCCCAUGCUGAACCCCUUCAUCUACAGUCUCAGGAAUAAAGACAUAAAGGGGGCUCUGAAAAGGUCCUUUGGGAUGACAGCAUAA